Molecule: messenger RNA, 1198 nt
Organism: Ctenocephalides felis (cat flea)
Lineage: Eukaryota; Metazoa; Arthropoda; Insecta; Siphonaptera; Pulicidae
Product: DNA-3-methyladenine glycosylase-like
Exons: 3
Coding region: 204-878 (224 amino acids)
Biological process (GO): base-excision repair
Molecular function (GO): DNA binding; alkylbase DNA N-glycosylase activity
Source: RefSeq, a predicted model, not a curated record
CUUAUAAAUCGUUAACGUUUAUUAAUACCAAUAACGAAAUAUUUUAAAUUUGCUUUACAAUGAAUUAGAUUUUUUUAGACGAGAUUAUGACAGUACCACCACGUGGUUGAAUAUAGUGCUUGUGCAACUUUCGUAGUCGGAAGACGAUUGUCGCCAAAUAACAAUGUGCGUGUUAUUGGUAAAAAAUACAGAAAUUUAUAAAAAUGAAUAAGACAAGGCUGACGUCAGAAUUUUAUAACAAAGAAUGCGUAGAUCUCGCAAUAGCACUUCUAGGAAAAGUUUUGUGCAGGAGACUAUCAGACAACUUUAUUGUUUCUGGCUAUAUUGUGGAAACCGAAGCGUAUUUAGGAUUUGAGGACAAGAGUGCUCAUAGCUAUAAUGGCAGGCGGACAAAUCGAAAUGAGGCAAUGUUUAUGCCUCCUGGAACAUGUUACGUUUACAUAACCUACGGAAUGUAUCAUUGCCUAAAUGUAUCAAGUCUUGGGGAAGGUUGUGCAGUACUUUUGAGGGCAUUGGAACCGUUAAAUGGCAUUGAUAGGAUGUCUGAAUUACGAUCACAAGGAAAAAAGAAAACGAGUCCCAAAAUGAUUCCACUCAAAGACUUAUGCAACGGACCUGCAAAACUGUGCAUCAGUUUAGAUGUGAAAAAAGAAAAUAUUGAUAAACAAGAUUUGUGCACUUCUAAUGACAUCUGGAUAGAACAUCCCGAUUAUGAUUCUGCAAUAUUUAAUACAGAUAUUACCAAUAAUAUCGUUAAAUCUCCAAGAAUUGGUAUAGAAUCCGCAGGAGAAGAAUGGUCCAAGAAACUGUUACGUUUUUAUAUUAAAGACAAUGCAUUUGUAAGCAAAAAGGAUAAAAAUGCUGUACCUUUGGAAUGACUAUUAGAAAUAGAAAUACGCAAAAUGUUUAAAACAUUUAUUUUUAAUGUAAAGUUUAUUAUAAAAAUAAUCUGACAAAGUCAUCAAUCUUCUGGUUGAAUCAGAUUAGGCGACUGGAAUUUUAGCUUGACUCUUCUCAUAAAAUCUAUGGCUGGUCUACCCGUAAGAAUACUUUCAUUUCUUAUGUCACCUACUCGAAAUGCAACAUUUCCUAGAAUAUAAAAUUUGUUUUAAUCAAGUAUUCAAGACUAAAGAUGAUAUAAAUCAAAUACAAAUUGUUAUAAUGAAAUUAUGUAUUUGUAAAUUAUUGUUUAAGAAAC